Messenger RNA from Acanthopagrus latus (yellowfin seabream), 10003 nucleotides. It is a transcript of the gene arid3a, whose product is annotated as AT rich interactive domain 3A (BRIGHT-like). The transcript is spliced from 9 exons. The coding region runs from base 852 to 2525 and encodes 557 amino acids. Gene Ontology annotation, biological process: regulation of transcription by RNA polymerase II. Gene Ontology annotation, cellular component: nucleus. Gene Ontology annotation, molecular function: DNA binding. The record is from RefSeq and is a predicted model, not a curated record. Lineage: Eukaryota; Metazoa; Chordata; Actinopteri; Spariformes; Sparidae.
GGCUGGCCCCUGCUGAUUCAGAGGUUAGGAAUUUGCAUCUGAUUACUGUUUGUCAACCAAUGAUCUGACUGUGCAGACCGGAGAGUCUCUCCACGCCUCUCUGUCUCUCUCUCCCUCCGUGCGUCUGUCGGGCUGUGUGAAACGUUGCGGGGCUCUCAAAAAAAAGAAAAGAAAAGAAAAGAAAACUCUGACAACACAACCGCACGCAAAAGCCGACUGCGCGGAUAUCAUGCCGUCACGUGAAACCACUUUAAUCGUAGCCGGUAAGCACACGAGCCACAUCUCUUCUUCCUCUUUCUGGUGCUUUUCUCUCCGUGCGUAAAAAGCGAAGAGGGAGACUCACUGCGCUCACCGACGGGGAAAGCAGGAAUGUGUCUUCCGGUUCCAAAGAGUGUAAAAACGGAACGGAAGCCGAUGUGGUCUUUGUAGUCUGUCAGCAGACUCCAGUACUCCUGCCUUCACACCCACUGCUCGUGCCUCAUUGAACACUGUGCAACUCAGCUCUGCUGCCAGGUUUGGUUUCCUCACAACUGCAGGAAAAACCAUUGAGACAGCAGAGAGAGGCCUCUGUCUCCACAACUGCAGUUGACCACUGACUGUAUGUCUCAGAGCUCUGACUGACCCCCCUCCUCUUCCUCCUCCUCCUCCUUCCACUUCUCCUCAAGGACCCACAUUUGCACAUAACCGUAACCUCUAAAUCUCCAGCCAGCUGCUAGCAGCUUCACCACAGACACAGUUGGCAAUUGCUUUGCUUGGGCAGAAGGAUCGACCAUCGUCCCCCGACUGGUGCUCCUUCAGUGGGGGAGGGAGGGGGAGGAAAGCAGCCGAACGCUGUGCCGCUUUCCCCGGAGAUGAAGCUGCAGGCCGUCAUGGAGAACCUGCACAGGCAGCAGAGGGCCAAGCUGCUGAUGGAGCAGCAGCUUCAGCAGCAAGCUGCUGCCCAACACACUCAGAUCCGCACAGGUGGAGGAGGAGGGGAUGAGCCCAUGGGGAGCCCGGCCCCUGAGGCGGAGCAGGCCCAGAUGGCAGCACUGGCAGCCAUGCGUGCGGUGGCAGCAGGGCUGCAGAGGGUGUCAGACAGCCCAAUGUCUGAGCGUAGCAGCGGCGGCGAGGACGAAGGUGAUGAUGAUGACAACGAUGAGGGAGAGGAGCAUUACAAGGACAUGAUGGGGUCAGAUGAGGAGGAGCAGAUCAAACGGAAAUGGGACGAGGAAGACUUUGAAGGCGAAAUGGAAGAAGACUUUGACGAUGACCUGGCGGAGGAGGGUCUGCCAACAGGCCAUGAAGCAGUGGCUCCCGGGAAGGGCAUCCUCCUGCUGCCUCACCGUCAACUCCACCCCCACUCCCAGCUGCUGAAGGCCCGUCCCAGUGUCGACCAGGAGCCCCGUGUGGCCAUCCUGCCUCCCCACGCCACACACAGCCAUCUGGGUGGGCAGGACCAUGGAGAAUGGACCUAUGAGGAGCAGUUCAGACAGCUGUAUGAACUGGAUCGAGACCCAAAGAGAAAAGAGUUUUUGGACGACCUCUUCAGCUUCAUGCAAAAAAGAGGAACCCCAGUGAAUCGUAUUCCCAUCAUGGCCAAACAGGUCCUGGAUCUGUACAUGCUCUAUAGGCUGGUAACGGAGAAGGGUGGCCUGGUGGAGGUCAUCAACAAGAAACUGUGGAGGGAGAUCACCAAGGGACUCAACCUGCCUACCUCAAUCACCAGUGCAGCCUUCACCCUCCGCACACAAUACAUGAAGUACCUGUACCCAUACGAAUGUGAUAAGAGGGGUCUGAGCAACCCCAACGAGCUCCAGGCAGCCAUCGACAGUAAUCGGCGGGAGGGCCGACGACAGAGCUUCGGCAGCUCCCUCUUCACCUACUCACCCAACGGGACUCCCACCAUGCUCUCGUCGCCCAAGCUCUCCACGCCCAGUGUGGGCCUGCAGGUGGGCACCAAUGGGGCCUCGCUGACCCCCAUCCAGAAGAUCAAGAAAGAAGAGGAGGCAGGCCAGUCGCUGCCGGGAAUCGGUAUGGCUCGUUUGCCAGUGGGUGGUUUUGCUGGUCACCCGGUGGCUGCCGUGCAGGCGGCAGCGGCUCAGGCAGCAAUGGCGGCUCAGGUGGCGGCUCUGGAGCAGCUGAGGGACAAGCUGGAGGCCGGCGAGCCUCCAGAGAAGAAGAUGGCGCUGCCAGCUGAGGAACAGCACCGAAUCCUGCAGAGAGCUCUACAACACAACCUGCUAGCCAUGACUGCUCAGAUACCCAUGAACAUCCGCAUCAGUAACCAAGAAGCCAGGCAGGACUCGGCCCUGAAUCUCACCACCAACGGCACAAGCAGUAUCAGCAUGUCGGUGGAGCUCAAUGGAGUGGUGUACACCGGUGUUCUUUUUGCUCAGGCAGCAGCAGGGUCAGCCUUGUCCGGCGCGUCUGGAUCGUCACUCUCCAACAAGAGUCGCAUCGUAGCUCCACAGCAGCAGCAGCAGCAGCAGCAGCAGCUCAACACACCUACCUCAACCUCAACCUCCAGCAACUCAUUGUCUUAACAAACCCCCCAGCCUUUCCCCCUUUAUUUUUUUUUUUACUUACCAUGCUAAGUAAAGCCAAAAAUCAACCUCAUUUUUUACAUAAUCUAUGCCAAAAAGAAAAGAACCAUAAACUGUACAGACACAAACUGAAACUCACAAAUCACUUGAAGUACACUAUCUCAGGUUUUCUCUCACCAACUCACCUCUCUUGUUCUUCAUAGCCAAAAAUGAUUUCGGAAAAAGAAAAACUAUCCCAACUGAGAGCCAGUAUAUGCUAAACAAAUAUGUAUGCACAACCUGUGAAUUAUUUAUUUCUGCAUAAAUGUACAGAUUACCGGAGAACAAAAGAGAAGGUAAUAACUAGGAAGGGUAAUGCACUGUUUACACACAAACACAGCUACUGAUUGACAGCGAUGUUUUAUCCUCUCGGGGAGAGAUUUUUUUUUAAUUUUAUUUUAUUUGAUCUUUUCAUUGUCAUUAUUAUCAUUAUUGUUAUUCUCCUUAUUGUGUUUUAUCAUUUAAAUCUUUAACAAUCCUCUUAAUGCAGGAAAAAAAAUCUAUAUAUUUAGAAUUCUAUAAAAAAAAGAGAAAAUAUGAAUAUCCUCUAUUUUUAAUCAGAAAAGCUUUAAAGGUAUAUGUUGUUUCGUCAGGGCAUAUAACAAAGUACCGUUGUGACCUCAUUUUGUGGAAAACCUUAUAACCUUAUUCACAUGGCAGCCAUUUUGGAUCUCUGUGUGGAGUGCAGGUCUGCGCUCCUGUUGUGGACCCAGAUACACAUCAGAUCAAUAACUGAAUUUAAAGAAUAUGCAGGGAUAUUGGUUCAGUUUUUAAGUACAUUUGGUCCGUUAUCGAUUGCUGCCAGGCUCUAGGUAGCAGCUGAUUAGCUAGAAUGCUACGUCGCUGACGUCCCUGCUGAAUUAAAGCAGCUUAUGUGGCUCUCCUUCCUGAGACUGCUGGCUGAUUUUUAUCCAAAUCCUCACCCAUUUGUUGACACGAAGCCAGUUCAAUCCAUAACUACGCCAAUCUUGCAUGUCAGUUGUCAGGCUUAGUGUUCAAAAUGGCUGUCAGUCAUGCAGGAGGGACCGCGACUUAAAACCCUUCUUGAGGUUUUUUUGUCUCGCUGGACUGUCUGAGUCUCAGUGGCGUCUACACAGACUCUUCCUGUUGUGAAUAAUACACUUCGAUUGUUCUCAGGUGUCCGACUGCUAAUUGCUUUGUACAAUAUCUUGACAGCACAGUGCUUUUCAACACCUUUCUCUGCAGAAAGAUCACAUUUUUAUCCUUUUUUCUAACUCGGCCUUCUAGUGGAGUGAUUGUCUUAAGGUCGGAUUCAUCCCCGUAUUUGUAGAUAAAGCCCUUCAGCGAUGUGGAGUGUUGCAGGAAAGCUGCAAUUCCAUGUUGUGAAUUCGCAGGAGUCGUGUAUCCACCAAAUCCUCAUCAUUGUGGAGACGCUCACAUGGACAAUCAGGUGUCAGGAAACUUCUCCCGGCAGUUAUUUCAACUCCUUCCUGUCGUUUUGUUGUUUUGCUUUUUGUGUUAUAGUUUACAGUUGCUGUUAUUUUUUUGUUUCAGCUGUGUGUUUUGCAUGACUUAGUGCUUCUUCUGAUCCAAGUGCUUCUUAUCCUGGCCUGUGACAAGGACUAGCUCGUCACCUGUCAACAGAGAAUGUCUUGUGAUCCUCUGACUGUUUUGAGAUGUUGCUUAAUAGGGGCUUUCGACAAUGUGAGCUCAGAAGUAAUCGUAGCCGCGACUUGUGUCUUUUAGCGUCUGCACGACCACUCACUGAAGUUAGAUUUAGAAAAAGUUAAAUCAGCCAGAGUGGAGAUCAUUCAGAAGUAGUUGUGUCUCUCAAUCAUUCAGCUAUUUGAACUUUAACCUGUGUUACCUCUCUGGACUGUUGGCUGUUAAAUAUUGUUACUCAACUCCCCCCGACCCCACCCCCAACGCAAAGCAGCCUCAUUCCUACUGACGUUAGGAAGUAAAUCAGGCUUUGUAUGUGGGUUCUGUUCAGAGGCCUUAACACAGCAUGAGAUGACCAGAGAGCAAGCAGUACCUCCGUCUAAUCAGUUUUUACUGUUCCAGUCAAAUAUCACCAGAUGGCUGUCGUGGCUUUGAUUCUGGACCCGCUUCUUGGUGGGAAAUCACCACCAGCUGCUACGCAAACACCGGUCAGUUCUGAGAAGUAGUCUUUAUACCCAAGCAGCCAACGAUUCUCAUCCAAAGAGACAUAUGAUCAUUAAAAGUGAAUCUUAAAGUUAAACAAAACCGUGAGGCUCAGGAGUGACCUGUCCAACCUCGCUUGUUUUAUUACUUUCAAGGAAGAAAAGUGGAGCUUUAGAUAGAUUUUUGUCAAACAUUUGCUAGAGGCAGAACUGCUCUGGGGGCAGAGACGCGAUCUCAUUGGUUGAGUUCAAUAAAGCAUUUUCUGAGGAAGUCCGGUCAAAAUAUAGAACAUAGAAUACUAACAGUGAUGUAUUUGUUUAGAUAUCAAGCAUCUAAUGAGGUUAAAUAUCCGGGGUGUAGGAUUUGAUGGGCUCUUUAGGCAGAAAUGGAGCUGGUGGACCUUUUUAAAACGGACUCACAAACUCACCCUACGCCCCCUAUAGGGAAGAAAAGCAGCAGCAGUUUUGACUUGCAGAUGUAGAUAUGUAAAUGUCACCCUCUACAGCUGCAGUCGCCACUGUUGCUGUUCUCUUGGAGUGUGUUUGAGGUUUUACAAUUUACACUUGUAUCAUUCAUGAAUGUGCGAUAGGCCAGGAUAUGAGGGCACCACUCAGCCUUGCUCCGGUGGUCACGCAUGGCGUUGUAGCGAAACAUUCCCCAGCAGUCGUCAGAAGAGAUGUCUGUUUCACCGAUGACAGGACACCUGGAAUGACAAAAACACCGUAAAAUCUCACAAUGUGAAACCAAUUACCCCUAAAUUAUCUGAUAAAUUAGACUAAUAAUUUUAAAUCGUUAAAACUUUGUAGCUCAUACAACUUAAAUGGAAGUUUACUUGAAAAUUAUAAGGUAAUAGGUUUCCUGACUUUUUUAAAAGUAAAGUCAACUUUUAAAAUCAAUGAAUACAGUGCGUGGCUUAAUAAAACGUAGACCGAAAAUGCAAUUUUACAAAUCUGUGACGGCGUCACGAUGUAAAGUCUAUUGUGGAAAGUGGGAACCUAAUGAAAACUACAAAACAUUUUUUGGUGUAUGCAUCAGGCAAGCAGCUCUCUUUGGGCUGAAGAGAGGCCAUUAACUAUCUACAUCUAUAUAAAUCUGUGGUAUCUGUCAAUCUAGUCCAACUUUGCUUGUAGCGCGCCUUUCGUGAUAAUAGGUGAUAAUGAUAAUGAGUUGAACGAGGUUCGAAGUCAGUAUAGAAAACAGUGGUGAACAGAGCUCUGUUAGUGUUGAAGGGGUCGACACACUGGCGUCUGGGCGGGCGGGCUUAAAUAAUUAAGGAACUCUGGCCAGAUGUUCCCGGUUACCACAGAAGUACCUCAGCUCCACCCAGCUGAGCAUACACAACACACACAAACAUACACACAAGUACACAGGGCGCUGUGGCCAUCGCACUAUAAAUCAAUAAUCAUGUAGUAUCAUAGUGUCAUACUAACCUUCAGUGGUUGUUACAUGUUCCAACAGAAGCAUAGCUCCACCAACUGUUACCUUUGUCCAUUAAUCCUUAAGCUUCCUCAGGCACCUGACCUUCAGGCAAGUGAGCUGAAAUGUUAAUUAUUCUGAGAACGAGUCACUGAUCUACCAAUAAACAUGCUCCAGAGUUCAAAUACAGAAUUUUUGUCAACCGUGUUAACACACCUUGUUUUGCCAGUUUAAAAUAAUACGUCAAACUCUCAAACACCCACAAACAGAGGCUACAAAAAGGAAGUUGUAACAGUUGUUUCCUGCAGGUGGCACAAGUGCCCAAACUGCAGCUCUUCUCAGUAAAAGCUGGCACAGUUAUAGGAUAACACAGUCCGGUUCAACUCACCUGUCAGUGGUGCCACUGUGUGUUAUUGUUUGUGACGUCUGCAGGCCACCACAGCUGUUCACUCUAUUUUUAAGACUGAUGUUGAGACAGCAGCAACAACAUCGUAGACUGACUAGAUUUCACAUCAGCUUUCUCUUUCCCCUACAUCUGCAUAUCUUCGCCAAGUCGAAGUCUGGUGCCUCUUUUUGGCCCCGACCACAGAGGCUUAACUUAACCAGUGUCUUUGUAUGUGAGAAAAACAUUUAGCAGAACUGAAACUUCAGCCAGUGUGAGAUUACGGCUUUGUGUCAGCAGCCUUACAGUGGCGGGAGGUCACGCAAAACCACGUUGCAUUUCAUUUGCCGUGUGCUCAACUCAGUUAAGUCGUUUAUCACUCAUAGAUAAAGAGGAGAUGCUGGUAGUCGAAUACAUUGUUUACAUGGUGAUUUUUGGUCCGAUUUUGAAACUCACAGCUUAGUUCUCAGUGUGGAUUUGUUAUAGAGGAAGGCACGUUAGUUUUUCAGUGAAAAAUUAGUCGCGGGCGCCUCCGAUGGUAGUGUAUACUUGCAAUGCUAACCUUUAGAUAUAUGUAUAGGCCAUAACUAUAACAAAACCCACAGUUUGAAAAAGACUCAAAACACUCAGAAAGCCCAGAACUUCCCUCUGUUUCUGUUUCUCCUUCAGUAUGAGAAGCAGAUGUCACAGUCGCUGGUAAUGGCUGACAAUCAAAUAGAGACAUGCUGAGGCUGAAAGCAUUGGGUUGGGGGAGGGCGGCAGGAGAUAACAAAAUUCAAUCAAUACUGAUCUAAAGGAUCAACGUUGCGUUUUUUAAGAUUCGACCCUGUGACCUUUUGGCCCCUGAGGCAACAUUCAAGCACCUGCCCCCCCCCCUUCAGAGGAUCCAUGUUUAUUGUAUAUCUAUUGACAGGCUCUGUGAGAUAUUUGCAUUUGAACAGUGGAGGUACUGCAGCUUUCACUCUCUCUCUCUCUCUCUCUCUCUCUCUCUCAGUAAAGUGUGCGGGCAGCAUCUUUUUAAUUGCGACAAUCAGGGAACAACGCCGUGUACCUCCAAACACUCUGACAUCCCUUCAUCCUCAACCGAGCCCUACCUACCUCAAGAGCUAACGCUUCGGCAGAUUUAUUUGCCUCAGCCAGAAGUGAGAGGCCUUGUUGAAGGUUCACGCAGGAAAACCUCGUCCCAACGUCGCCGAUAAGACUUUGGCUUUUGAAGCCGCAUUUAAGGACCACAGGCAAUUAGAUAUCUGCUGAAAAAAUGUGGCUCUCACCUUUAAUCAAUUUCAGGACCACAGAUGUCAGAGUGGAUGCUGUUCAACCUCUUUACUGAGAGCUCCCCUCGGUGGAGGGUUUUGUUAUGACGCACAAUCAGUUAGAUUUCCUUGCCAGGAACACAGAAGGGUUCGAUGUCCCUCAGUACGACAAUUUGGCGAAAUUAUUUAAGGGGCAUAUUGUAAAUGUUCAUAUUAAUAAUCUAUGUAUUCAAAAAAAAAAGUGAAGAAUCAUUAAUCAAUCCUGUCUUGCCUGUUUGUCUGUAGCUGUGAUCAGGCGGGUUCCUCCACAUCUGGUACACUGGAAAAAUGUAGGCGGAGAAAAAGUCAUUUCCUUAGUACGACCAUUUAAUGCAAAACCAUGUAUAUUAUUUUAAAUGUUCGUAUCUUUCUUUCUUCCUUGUUGAGGUGACAAAGCCUCGUUGAUUGCAUUUAGAUCAUCAUGGAACAGUAAAAUCAGAGAAGUCAGCCACUUGUUAAAUCACAGCAAACAAUCAUUCACCCUGUGUUCAGGCAGAUUCCUCCACAUCUGGCAUUUUAAAAACCAAUUAGAUUAAAGUAGCUCUGAAUGCUGGACCAGUCUUACCUCUGCGCUUUGAGAAGAGUUUAAGAAGAUCUGUUCUCAGACUGUUAUUUUCAGCUGCAUGUAUGUGUCUGUAUGUUCCAUCGCGGAAGGACUUUGCAGGUCUUUGCUUCAUUUUUCUGUCCCACAUUGUCGUGUAAAAGCGUGCAUUGGUUUCAAAUUCUGCUUGUUUCGGUGCAUUUGUGUGCUCUUGCACGGAUCAGAGCAGUGACUUAGCCGGACUAAUUUCAUCCAAUGCUUUCUGUUUGUCUCUGAGUUUGACUUUUCCGACGACAAAGGUCGCAAAUGUAGUGCUUUUCUCUGCAGCUUCCAAUCAGCACAAACCCCUCAGAGUCUGUGGCCGUCUCGCUCGCUCAAUGUCAAGCCGUCACAAGAAAGUCAUUUAAAUAUUUGCUGCUUUUAACACCCGCCGGAGCUGUAGCUUUAAGAACCUUUUGAAAUAAGUCCAGAGUGUCUUGCAUGUAAAAUUCGCCUCUGACUCCUGUUCCCACAUGUUGCCACCAUGAGAAUUCUGCUGCAACAUUUACGGGUUAAGGUGCGUGUGGGGUUUUCGGGGCUUUCGACUGGACUUCACCACUGACUUCAUGAAGAAAAUGAUGAUGAGAAAUAACGAGAUGCCUUCUGCUGUGACAAUUGUAUGAAUUAACCUGUAUUACUAAGAUUAAUUAAAUAGAAUAUUUCUAAAAUAUGGCUUUUUAGGGCUGUGAAUUAUAUCAUGUUUAUAUAUUUUGUUUUGCUCUCUCCUUGCUUUUUAAAUUUUUAUUUUUCCCUACUGGAUUUUUGCUGUAGCAACCCCGGCACACAGAGAUUACAUUAGGAGCAGAUUCAUUGAUGAUUAUGAUAACGAUGUGAUUACUUUAGGGUAGCAUGUGACGUGAUGUGGGGUGGCUUCACGUUUCUUCAAGUUAGACCUCAGAACUUAAACAAAAAAACAUAACAUAGAUCUUGUCUUUUACAAACUUCUCAGGAAAAUCUACCUCUACCUCCAGUUUGAUGCAUUUAACCCAGUGAGGGCUCUAGUUACAGUUUAGUGGAUACACAAAGAGGGCGGGAGGGCGGGCGCCAGGGUCCGAAAUGAACUUCAGCGUACCAGUGCAGUACUUCAGAUUAGUGGUGGCCUCGUGACGCACAUGAGGUUGUAUUGAGAACAAGUAUUGUGGUGUAUUUAUGUUGUUAUCUUGGAAUAAACAGAUAUAAUCGUCACCCUGUAGGUGAACUGACGGGUUCAUUUUGGACACUGAGGUGGCUUCCCCCGUCGCUCUGUUUUUCUCUGUGUUACAGGUUCGUAACACUUCUGCUGUUAAGUUUUGGAGGGAACCUCCAGCUCAACAGCUAACUACUACUAGUACUACAACAAGUACUGCAUUUAGUACUGCUGUUAGUACUAUGAAUUGUUUUUUUUUUCAGUCUAUUAUUGUGUGCUUAUUCCUACUUUCAUUUUUUUCUAUAAAUGAUUUAGAUUUUUUUGAUGAAUAGGAUGUUUCCCAGUAACCACGUUAAUAGUGAAGUGGCGGUGGGCAAUGCAACUGUCUUUAUUAUUAUUUUUUUCCUUUUUGUUUAUUUUAUUCUUUGUUUUCGAAGGGUGAAGAGCUAUUCUUGCCUAUUUACUCAAUAUGUGUUUGUGUGAAUACUUUUAUUUUGAAUCUGAAAUUAAUAAAAUAUCACCUUUCUUAAAUGUUAA